Molecule: messenger RNA, 2735 nt
Organism: Leucoraja erinaceus (little skate)
Lineage: Eukaryota; Metazoa; Chordata; Chondrichthyes; Rajiformes; Rajidae
Gene: dbx1a
Product: developing brain homeobox 1a
Exons: 4
Coding region: 1287-2285 (332 amino acids)
Biological process (GO): regulation of transcription by RNA polymerase II; cell differentiation in spinal cord
Molecular function (GO): DNA-binding transcription factor activity, RNA polymerase II-specific; DNA binding
Source: RefSeq, a predicted model, not a curated record
AGGGUGCUGUUGCCGCGGUUAAUGGGAUAACGUGGACGCUGCCUCCUUUCCGACGCAUAUUAAGAACAAACUAGUACUUUUUCUUCAAACUCAACUUAAUAUUCCUCACAUCUGUUAUCGCGUUAAAGAGCAAUUUGAUCGAUUCCGGGGGAGGUUUUGUUCUCCCACAGAAAGACUGCACGCUUCUUUUAAAAGCGUAUUAACUGGUUAUUUAAAUAUCGUCAAGCAGUCAGGGGGCACAUUAAGCGAGAAAUAUGUUGCGAAUUAGCACUUUAAAAAAAGCUCAGCCAAAACUGGGUUGUUUUUUUCGUUCGGUUACAACUUUUCUAGAUUAGUUUACGAGCUUCCUACCCAUAGAUUUAUUCCAAUAUGCAACGUUUCAGUGUCAAUAGAAUUGUCUGUAUUCUGUGUUUCAGUUUCGUAUCAAUUCAUUCACUAAUGAGGUGUUUAAUUACUUAUAGAACUCGAUAAACAAAAAAUAACGAGUCUCUCGACAUUUGAGAUAUUGGGGACCCUUUUUGCAAGAUUAUCCGGUGAUUAUGUUUUAUGAUAUUGCAAUUGGCGAAGCUUUCGAUUGAAAAUUAGCAUUUUUGUUUAAAUAUAAUUUACUUUCCUCAUUUGGGAACAAUCUGCUAUUUAAAUGUCUCACUCUGCCUGGUCCACGGAUGCCUUUCACAAGGAGAUUAUGUCGUGAGGAUAUGAAUAUGUAUUGGGCAGGUUUGUUGGCUCAGCGGGAGUAGCAAAUAAAUUUAGUACUUUCUUUUCAUAAUUCCUUUCAAACGAGGAAAAUGUCAUUGGAAUCUCGGAAAAUUGUCUUUUAAUUAGCCUGUGUGCAUUGCACCCACACAAUAGCAGCCCAAAUCCUUCAGCAGUGUAUUCAAAAGAGGCGGUCGGUAGCCGCAAUCAACGGCGACACCUCCUUUGUGGAAACGCCAUUGUGAUUGCUUGCUUAUCGAGUUUAAUCCAAUCAUAAAUUGGUCUAAUGGGCCAAUCGCCGAGCCAGAAAGUGCGAGUGAAAGGAACUCGUGUGGAGAACUUUGUUGAACUUCAUUGUUGCGAGCCGUCACCUCUCAAAAGACUUAGCGAGGCUGACCACUAUAAAACGCACCGGGCAGGAGGAAGUGCCCGGAGAAAAGUAGAAACGUGUUGGAGGUGGUAGUCGGAUCUUGCUGAGUAGGGGGGAGGUGGUAAAGAAGCUCUUUGCUGAAUAGGAUUGAUUGGGACUUCUCUCUUUCUUCCUCUCUCUCUCUCUCCCUCUCUCCUCUCUUUUCCUCGCCGCUGCAGAUAUGAUGUUCCCCAGUGUUAUGGCGCCUUCAGCCAUGUACCCCGGGCUCCUGAGGCCGACCCCGACACUGACUCUCCCCCAGUCUCUCCAGUCUGCCUUCUCCUCGCACGCCAUGGGGGCCAGCUUCUUGGUGGAGGACCUGCUGAAGAUCAGCCGGCCUGUCAGCUACCUGCCCCGCUCCGUGGCUCCGUCAGCCUCCGAUGCCGCCACUGCCCCAAGCCCGGCCACGACAGAACGACACCGCACCGCCAGCCCCGUCACCAGCGGGAUAUGCGCCUCUCACUCCUCCAUCUCGCCAGCCAACGAGUCCAAUUACCUCAAGUUUGGGGUGCACGCCAUCCUCUCGUCGACCCCAAGAACUGAAUCCUCGCACCCUUUGAUCCAGGGGAUCUCGCCGAAGGCUUUCUUCCCUUACUUCGAAGGUUCUUUCCAGCCUUUCAUCCGCUCCACGUACUUCCCAGCUUCCUCCUCUGUGGUCCCCAUACCUGGCACCUUCUCGUGGCCUCUCGCAGCCCGGGGCAAACCCAGGAGAGGGAUGCUCCGCCGAGCCGUCUUCUCCGAUGUCCAGCGGAAAGCGCUGGAGAAGAUGUUCCAAAAACAGAAAUACAUCAGCAAGCCAGACCGACGUAAACUGGCAGCCAAGUUGGGACUGAAAGACUCUCAGGUGAAGAUUUGGUUUCAGAACAGAAGGAUGAAGUGGAGAAACUCGAAGGAGAGAGAACUGUUGUCCGCCGGCGGUUGCCGCGAACAGACUUUGCCCACAAAGUUGAACCCUAAUCCCGACCUCAGCGACGUUGGGAAGUCCUCCCCCUGUAGCCUGCAUUCGGGAGACGAGGAGGAGCUGGGGUGCAGGGACAGUCCCAAGUCACCCCUAUGCCAAUCCCCGGACUACAAGCGCAUUGACACACACCUCCGUCUAAUCUCACACCAACUCGCCGCCGACCAACACACGUACUUCUCCGAAGAGGAAGACGGCGAGGAAGAAAUAACCGUUUCAUAAACUUAACUGAACGACAUUUCGUUCAGACCGUAAGGUCUGAAUGACAAAUAAAUAAAGGAUCUAAUUAACCUCGGAUUAUUUCGCCAAUGGACAUGGACAUUCCUUGCAAGGGACUUAAAUCUACAGUUGAAUCUGUUCAUCAAUCAGUGGACAGUCUCAGCGAUAUGUACACAGUUUUUCUUUUGUACAAAAUGUGUGUUGAAUGAAUAUUUUAUACCAAGAGUAUUAUGAAUGACUAUACGUAUAGUUUGAUUAGAUUCUAAUUAAAAACAUUGCCAACCGUUUAAUGACUUAACUGGAAACUGUAGACUCAUAACUUAUAAAGAAUUGUUCUUUUUAAAAAAAAAGAUUUUGUAUGCAGUGUAUAGAUGCAUAAUGUUUAUAUCUUAAAUGUUUUGUAUAAUACCAAAUAAAAGUAGGCAUUAUGAGACGUGGUCGCAACAAUGAAAA